Rhizophagus irregularis DAOM 181602=DAOM 197198 is the source of this 357-nucleotide messenger RNA. RefSeq lists its product as uncharacterized. The record is from RefSeq and is a predicted model, not a curated record. NCBI's taxonomy places the organism in Eukaryota, Fungi, Glomeromycota, Glomeromycetes, Glomerales, Glomeraceae.
AUGUCUGAAGAAAAACAUUUGCAUGAACACAUCCAACAAAGACCAUUUAAGGAAAAGUCAACAAAGAUGAAAUCUCACCAACAAAAUUAUCUUAUCGUCAAAGAGAGCGUUAACAAAGACACAGAAGACUUUAUGACUAGAUGUAAGCCAUUUAUUUAUUGGAGAAGAACUGAAGAAGUUGACUUGUCCAAUUAUGGUCAUAAUAAUCAUGAUGGUUUGCCUAUUGUGCCAAAAGAAAAGUUAACAGAGGAGGAAGAGGAUAAACUUCUUUGGGAAACAUUUCGCAAUAUAUUUAAAGGGUCGAAGGCCGUCACGUUGUUAAGUAAAGCUCGUGAAAUGUUAGGAAUGGAAGUUUGA